CCACAAGCCCCUGAGCAGCCACGUGACGAGGGGUGUUUACCUCGAUGGAGUCUUCGUUGCCAUGGAGACGAUGUUACACGCGCGUUAUCUGUACAGAGGAGUGAAUUGAACCUUAUCUUACACACAACUUUACUAUCUUCUGCUCCAGACAACGGAAAAGGCGGAACAUCUACAUACCUGGUUAUUUAUGCAGUUAAGCAGCCGUUGAUGUUUACCCUGGCUGUAAGGACUUCAGUUUAUGUGACCCUAUAUCCAUCAUGGACACUGAUUGACAUUGACACUGGAACGCAAUGUGGUCUUCUGCUGUUAUAACACACCCAACUCAAGAGCAGCCAUAGGAGAUGGCCUGAGUAACAGAGUUUGUGCUGUUAUAUAUGCAUGAGCUAUAUUCUUUUUCAUCUGGGAGUGGGAGAGAGCUGCAUGAACAAGGAUGAACCGCUAUACCACUCUGAAGCAGCUGGGUGAUGGCACCUAUGGCAGUGUGCUUUUGGGGAGAAGAAACGAAUCUGGAGAGCUGGUGGCCAUAAAGAGAAUGAAGAGGAAGUUCUACUCCUGGGAGGAGUGUAUAAACCUGAGAGAAGUAAAGUCACUAAAGAAACUGAAUCAUGCCAACGUGGUGAAACUAAAGGAAGUAAUCAGAGAAAAUGACCAAUUGUACUUCGUCUUUGAGUACAUGAAAGAGAAUCUCUACCAGCUAAUGAAAGACAGAGAAAAUAAGAUGUUUACUGAAAAUGAAAUAAGGAACAUCAUAUUUCAAGUGCUCUCUGGUUUGGCAUUUGUGCACAAGCAGGGAUUUUUCCAUCGGGAUAUAAAGCCAGAGAAUCUGUUGUGUAUGGGUCCUGAACUGGUGAAAAUAGCGGACUUUGGUCUGGCCAGAGAGAUCCGUUCCCGUCCUCCCUAUACUGACUAUGUCUCCACACGAUGGUAUCGAGCUCCAGAGGUGCUUUUGAGGUCAUCUGUGUACAGCUCUCCUAUAGACAUGUGGGCAGUUGGCUGCAUUAUGGCAGAGCUCUACACCUUACGACCUCUUUUCCCUGGCAACAGUGAGGUUGAUGAGAUCUUCAAGAUCUGCCAGGUUCUUGGCACAGUAAAGAAGACAGACUGGCUGGAGGGUCAUCAGCUGGCUGCAUCAAUGAACUUCCGCUUUCCUCAGUGUGUUCCCACACCUCUAAAAACCCUCAUCCCCAAUGCCAGCAAUGAGGCUCUGACCCUAAUGAAGGAUUUGCUGCAUUGGGACCCAAAAAAGAGGCCAACUGCUGUGCAGGCACUCAGGUACCCCUAUUUUCAAGUGGGCCAGGUGUUGGGACAGCGGGCUCAAACACCUGACCUUUGUAAGUCACAGGUGAAAACUCAUCCCAGUGAGAUCAAAUCUGAGCUGCAGUCAGCCUCUGAGCCAGUUCUGCACUCUCAGACCAAGGACCACGGAAGGAAUUCCCAUCAGCCCCUACAGCCUAUCUCCCUGCCUCAGGCCCCCGUUCAGGCUUCCCACCAAGCUGAUCCUCUAGCACUCAAUACACAAAAGAGGAAUAUGGGAAAUGAAAACAGCUUGAUGGGACUGAAAAGUGGGCGGAGACGCUGGGGACAGAUCAAAAUCUCUGACAGCUGGGAUGAGUUAUAUCCUUCAGACACAGCUGCAUUCAACUCCAGUAAACCCAGCAUGGGAGUGGAAGAGUCAAAAGACCACAAGCCUAUGUACACUUUUACCAACGUUACAAAGCUACCAGGCAGCAUCAAAUCAAACUCCAGUCUGCAAAGCACCUGCUCAGCCCGACAGCAUUACCUACGGCAAUCAAGAUACCUGCCUGGUUUGAUAAGUAAAAGCUCUUCAACAUCUAUGGAAAAGGAACCCCAGAUGGACCUGUUGGACAACUGGUCAACACAUCCAAAGAAACGGCUUGCUCCCAUGUGUCAGAAGGAUGCAGAGGACAGCAGCAUUAAUGUUUCACAUAAGCCCAGAGAAAGGAUACAAGAAAAACUUGAACAGCCUAAAGAAGAAGGAGGUUGGAACAGUUGGCCAGAGGGUACAGCUUACACCAGUUGGGAACCAGCAAGCACAUCUGGAUGGGUGGAAAAAAAGAACUCAAUUAAAAGAGACAAGCUACUCAGUUCUGGGGAAAAACUCUGGCAACAUCCUCCCUCGUGCAGCUCCUGUGCAACCUGUUCAUGGUCGAGUGGACUGGGUAGCGAAGUACGGAAGCCACCGGUAGCACAUCUACAAAUCUUUAUGGCUUCAACUUUUGCUAACCAUAAUGUUUCCAUCUUCUCUAGCAGAUCGUUUUUUAGUGUAUCAAACCUCACUGUGCAAAUUGUUUUGUAGAGAAUGUAAUUUUUUUUUGUAAAUAAUAUUCACCCUAGAACUGGAUUUUUUUUGUUUACUUGAUUGCCUAUGUAAAAAUAGCUAUUGUUUUUAGAAUUGAGCUGUUCAUUCUAAACCAGAUCUUCUUUUUAAUCACAAAAGCACCCAGAGGUCAUAUAGUUGCCUUGUAAAGGAGGUACAUUCAUUAUUAAUUUUUCAGAUUAGUGUAGAUUUCAGAACAUAUAUAACAGUAAAACUACUUGUUUAAUAUUGGGGGUCCCAAUUGUGCCACCAAAACAGCUAUGACCUGUUGUGGCAUGGACUCUACAAGAACUGUGAAGGUUUGCUGUAGUAUCUGGCACCAAGACAUUAGCAGCUGAUGCUUUAAGUCCUGCAAGUUGUAAGGUCACUCCAUGGAUCAGACUUGUUUGUGCAGCACAUCCCACAGAUUUGUGAUUGGAUUUGUUUCUCAAAACAUAUCCUGCUGAAAGAGGCCACUACCAUUUGAGAAUAACUUUGCUAUGAAGGGGAGUACUUGGUCUGCAACAAUGUUUAGGUAUGUGGAUGAAAGCCAGGACUUAUCCCCAGGAUAACAUUGCCUAGAGCAAUACAGUGCAGUUUGCCAUAUUCCAAUAGUGGAUCCUGGUGCCAUCUCUACCACAGGUAAUCAAUGUACUUGGGCAUCUGCAUGAUGUCAAAGAAAACGUGAUUUAUUAGACCAGGUCACCGUCUCCAUUGCUCCAUGGUCCAGUGCUAAUGCUCAUGUAGGUGCUUCUAGCAGUGGCCAGCACAGACAAUCUGAAUGGUUUGCAACUACACUGCCCAUACGCAACAAGCUGUAAUGUACUGUGUGUUCUGACACUAUUCUAUCAUAGCCAUCAUUAACAUUUUAACAAUUUGUACUAUAGUAGCUUUUCUGUGGGAUCGGACCAGAUGGGCUAGUCUUCACUAUGGGCAUAAACGUGCAUCGAUAAAUAACAACUUGCUUUUUUCUGCUGUUAAGCCAUUUUAGAUCAACACUUUAUGUCUUUUGAGAAUAUGUUUUAGAAAAUCUGGCAGUUUUCUAAGUAUUUUAAAACUUCUAAAAAAAUUGUUAGCAUAUGCACACAUAUGCAUAAAUGCAGAAUAAAGAAAUUGUUUAAUUAUUUUUUAUAAUUUAUUAAACACUUUAGAGAAAACUA
This is a messenger RNA of Tachysurus vachellii, 3477 nucleotides long. RefSeq names its product male germ cell-associated kinase (gene mak). Gene Ontology annotation, biological process: intracellular signal transduction; intraciliary transport; cilium assembly. The record is from RefSeq and is a predicted model, not a curated record. Gene Ontology annotation, molecular function: ATP binding; protein serine/threonine kinase activity. The transcript has 16 exons. NCBI's taxonomy places the organism in Eukaryota, Metazoa, Chordata, Actinopteri, Siluriformes, Bagridae. Bases 431 to 2317 code for a protein of 628 amino acids. Gene Ontology annotation, cellular component: nucleus; cilium; cytoplasm.